Pongo pygmaeus (Bornean orangutan) is the source of this 8493-nucleotide messenger RNA. It is a transcript of the gene SCN8A, whose product is annotated as sodium voltage-gated channel alpha subunit 8. The record is from RefSeq and is a predicted model, not a curated record. Gene Ontology annotation, biological process: sodium ion transmembrane transport; membrane depolarization during action potential; neuronal action potential. The transcript is spliced from 27 exons. Gene Ontology annotation, cellular component: voltage-gated sodium channel complex; plasma membrane. Lineage: Eukaryota; Metazoa; Chordata; Mammalia; Primates; Hominidae. Gene Ontology annotation, molecular function: voltage-gated sodium channel activity; protein binding. The coding region runs from base 153 to 6128 and encodes 1991 amino acids.
CCCUGAUCCGCUCCCGGCGGCGCGGGGACGCGAGUCUGAGAGCCUGCGGGCGGGCGGCGCGCUGCAGGCGAGCGGGCGAGCGGGCGCGCCCUGCAGGGAGCUGACCUGUCCUGGACGCAGCAUAACUAACGAAGCUGCUGCAGGAUGAGAAGAUGGCAGCGCGGCUGCUUGCACCACCAGGCCCUGAUAGUUUCAAGCCUUUCACCCCUGAGUCGCUGGCAAACAUUGAGAGGCGCAUUGCUGAGAGCAAGCUCAAGAAACCACCAAAGGCUGAUGGCAGUCAUCGGGAGGACGAUGAGGACAGCAAGCCCAAGCCAAACAGCGACCUGGAAGCAGGGAAGAGUUUGCCUUUCAUCUACGGGGACAUCCCCCAAGGCCUGGUUGCAGUUCCCCUGGAGGACUUUGACCCAUACUAUUUGACGCAGAAAACCUUUGUAGUAUUAAACAGAGGGAAAACUCUCUUCAGAUUUAGUGCCACGCCUGCCUUGUACAUUUUAAGUCCUUUUAACCUGAUAAGAAGAAUAGCUAUUAAAAUUUUGAUACAUUCAGUAUUUAGCAUGAUCAUUAUGUGCACUAUUUUGACCAACUGUGUAUUCAUGACUUUUAGUAACCCUCCUGACUGGUCGAAGAAUGUGGAGUACACAUUCACAGGGAUUUAUACAUUUGAAUCACUAGUGAAAAUCAUUGCAAGAGGUUUCUGCAUAGAUGGCUUUACCUUUUUACGGGAUCCAUGGAACUGGUUAGAUUUCAGUGUCAUCAUGAUGGCAUAUGUGACAGAGUUUGUGGACCUGGGCAAUGUCUCAGCGCUGAGAACAUUCAGGGUUCUCCGAGCUUUGAAAACUAUCUCUGUAAUUCCAGGCCUGAAGACAAUUGUGGGUGCCCUGAUUCAGUCUGUGAAGAAACUGUCAGAUGUGAUGAUCCUGACAGUGUUCUGCCUGAGUGUUUUCGCCUUGAUCGGACUGCAGCUGUUCAUGGGGAACCUUCGAAACAAGUGUGUUGUGUGGCCCAUAAACUUCAACGAGAGCUAUCUUGAAAAUGGCACCAAAGGCUUUGAUUGGGAAGAGUAUAUCAACAAUAAAACAAAUUUCUACACAGUUCCUGGCAUGCUGGAACCUUUACUCUGUGGGAACAGUUCUGAUGCUGGGCAAUGCCCAGAGGGAUACCAGUGUAUGAAAGCAGGAAGGAACCCCAACUAUGGUUACACAAGUUUUGACACUUUUAGCUGGGCCUUCUUGGCAUUAUUUCGCCUUAUGACCCAGGACUAUUGGGAAAACUUGUAUCAAUUGACCUUACGAGCAGCCGGGAAAACAUACAUGAUCUUCUUCGUCUUGGUCAUCUUUGUGGGUUCUUUCUAUCUGGUGAACUUGAUCUUGGCUGUGGUGGCCAUGGCUUAUGAAGAACAGAAUCAGGCAACACUGGAGGAGGCAGAACAAAAAGAGGCUGAAUUUAAAGCAAUGUUGGAGCAACUUAAGAAGCAACAGGAAGAGGCACAGGCUGCUGCGAUGGCCACUUCAGCAGGAACUGUCUCAGAAGAUGCCAUAGAGGAAGAAGGUGAAGAAGGAGGGGGCUCCCCUCGGAGCUCUUCUGAAAUCUCUAAACUCAGCUCAAAGAGUGCAAAGGAAAGACGUAACAGGAGAAAGAAGAGGAAGCAAAAGGAACUCUCUGAAGGAGAGGAGAAAGGGGAUCCUGAGAAGGUGUUUAAGUCAGAGUCAGAAGAUGGCAUGAGAAGGAAGGCCUUUCGGCUGCCAGACAACAGAAUAGGGAGGAAAUUUUCCAUCAUGAAUCAGUCACUGCUCAGCAUCCCAGGCUCGCCCUUCCUCUCCCGCCACAACAGCAAGAGCAGCAUCUUCAGUUUCAGGGGACCUGGGCGGUUCCGAGACCCGGGCUCCGAGAAUGAGUUCGCGGAUGACGAGCACAGCACGGUGGAGGAGAGCGAGGGCCGCCGGGACUCCCUCUUCAUCCCCAUCCGGGCCCGCGAGCGCCGUAGCAGCUACAGCGGCUACAGCGGCUACAGCCAGGGCAGCCGCUCCUCACGCAUCUUCCCCAGCCUGCGGCGCAGCGUGAAGCGCAACAGCACGGUGGACUGCAACGGCGUGGUGUCCCUCAUCGGCGGCCCCGGCUCCCACAUCGGCGGGCGUCUCCUGCCAGAGGUGAAAAUUGAUAAGGCAGCUACCGAUGACAGUGCUACAACUGAGGUGGAAAUUAAGAAGAAAGGCCCUGGAUCUCUUUUAGUUUCCAUGGACCAAUUAGCCUCCUACGGGCGGAAGGACAGAAUCAACAGUAUAAUGAGUGUUGUUACAAAUACACUAGUAGAAGAACUGGAAGAGUCUCAGAGAAAGUGCCCGCCAUGCUGGUAUAAAUUUGCCAACACUUUCCUCAUCUGGGAGUGCCACCCCUACUGGAUAAAACUGAAAGAGAUUGUGAACUUGAUAGUUAUGGACCCUUUUGUGGAUUUAGCCAUCACCAUCUGCAUCGUCCUGAAUACACUGUUUAUGGCAAUGGAGCACCAUCCUAUGACACCACAAUUUGAACAUGUCUUGGCUGUAGGAAAUCUGGUUUUCACUGGAAUUUUCACAGCGGAAAUGUUCCUGAAGCUCAUAGCCAUGGAUCCCUACUAUUAUUUCCAAGAAGGUUGGAACAUUUUUGACGGAUUUAUUGUCUCCCUCAGUUUAAUGGAACUGAGUCUAGCAGACGUGGAGGGGCUUUCAGUGCUGCGAUCUUUCCGAUUGCUCCGAGUCUUCAAAUUGGCCAAAUCCUGGCCCACCCUGAACAUGCUAAUCAAGAUUAUUGGAAAUUCAGUGGGUGCCCUGGGCAACCUGACACUGGUGCUGGCCAUUAUUGUCUUCAUCUUUGCCGUGGUGGGGAUGCAGCUCUUUGGAAAAAGCUACAAAGAGUGUGUCUGCAAGAUCAACCAGGACUGUGAACUCCCUCGCUGGCAUAUGCAUGACUUUUUCCAUUCCUUCCUCAUUGUCUUUCGAGUGUUGUGCGGGGAGUGGAUUGAGACCAUGUGGGACUGCAUGGAAGUGGCAGGCCAGGCCAUGUGCCUCAUUGUCUUUAUGAUGGUCAUGGUGAUUGGCAACUUGGUGGUGCUGAACCUGUUUCUGGCCUUGCUCCUGAGCUCCUUCAGUGCAGACAACCUGGCUGCCACAGAUGAUGAUGGGGAAAUGAACAACCUCCAGAUCUCAGUGAUUCGUAUCAAGAAGGGUGUGGCCUGGACGAAACUAAAGGUGCAUGCCUUCAUGCAGGCCCACUUUAAGCAGCGUGAGGCAGAUGAGGUGAAGCCUUUGGAUGAGUUGUAUGAAAAGAAGGCCAACUGUAUCGCCAAUCACACCGGUGCAGACAUCCACCGGAAUGGCGACUUCCAGAAGAAUGGCAAUGGCACAACCAGCGGCAUUGGCAGCAGCGUGGAGAAGUACAUCAUUGAUGAGGACCACAUGUCCUUCAUCAACAACCCCAACUUGACUGUGCGGGUACCCAUUGCUGUGGGCGAGUCUGACUUUGAGAACCUCAACACAGAGGAUGUUAGCAGCGAGUCGGAUCCUGAAGGCAGCAAAGAUAAACUAGAUGACACCAGCUCCUCUGAAGGAAGCACCAUUGAUAUCAAACCAGAAGUAGAAGAGGUCCCUGUGGAACAGCCUGAGGAAUACUUGGAUCCAGACGCCUGCUUCACAGAAGGUUGUGUCCAGCGGUUCAAGUGCUGCCAGGUCAACAUCGAGGAAGGGCUAGGCAAGUCUUGGUGGAUCCUGAGGAAAACCUGCUUCCUCAUCGUGGAGCACAACUGGUUUGAGACCUUCAUCAUCUUCAUGAUUCUGCUGAGCAGUGGCGCCCUGGCCUUCGAGGACAUCUACAUUGAGCAGAGAAAGACCAUCCGCACCAUCCUGGAAUAUGCUGACAAAGUCUUCACCUAUAUCUUCAUCCUGGAGAUGUUGCUCAAGUGGACAGCCUAUGGCUUCGUCAAGUUCUUCACCAAUGCCUGGUGUUGGCUGGACUUCCUCAUUGUGGCUGUCUCUUUAGUCAGCCUUAUAGCUAAUGCCCUGGGCUACUCGGAACUAGGUGCCAUAAAGUCCCUUAGGACCCUAAGAGCUUUGAGACCCUUAAGAGCCUUAUCACGAUUUGAAGGGAUGAGGGUGGUGGUGAAUGCCUUGGUGGGCGCCAUCCCCUCCAUCAUGAAUGUGCUGCUGGUGUGUCUCAUCUUCUGGCUGAUUUUCAGCAUCAUGGGAGUUAACUUGUUUGCGGGAAAGUACCACUACUGCUUUAAUGAGACUUCUGAAAUCCGAUUUGAAAUUGAAGAUGUCAACAAUAAAACUGAAUGUGAAAAGCUUAUGGAGGGGAACAAUACAGAGAUCAGAUGGAAGAACGUGAAGAUCAACUUUGACAAUGUUGGGGCAGGAUACCUGGCCCUUCUUCAAGUAGCAACCUUCAAAGGCUGGAUGGACAUCAUGUAUGCAGCUGUAGAUUCCCGUAAGCCUGAUGAGCAGCCUAAGUAUGAGGACAAUAUCUACAUGUACAUCUACUUUGUCAUCUUCAUCAUCUUCGGCUCCUUCUUCACCCUGAACCUGUUCAUUGGUGUCAUCAUUGAUAACUUCAAUCAACAAAAGAAAAAGUUCGGAGGUCAGGACAUCUUCAUGACCGAAGAACAGAAGAAGUACUACAAUGCCAUGAAAAAGCUGGGCUCAAAGAAGCCACAGAAACCUAUUCCCCGCCCCUUGAACAAAAUCCAAGGAAUCGUCUUUGAUUUUGUCACUCAGCAAGCCUUUGACAUUGUUAUCAUGAUGCUCAUCUGCCUUAACAUGGUGACAAUGAUGGUGGAGACCGACACUCAAAGCAAGCAGAUGGAGAACAUCCUCUACUGGAUUAACCUGGUGUUUGUUAUCUUCUUCACCUGUGAGUGUGUGCUCAAAAUGUUUGCGUUGAGGCACUACUACUUCACCAUUGGCUGGAACAUCUUCGACUUCGUGGUAGUCAUCCUCUCCAUUGUGGGAAUGUUCCUGGCAGAUAUAAUUGAGAAAUACUUUGUUUCCCCAACCCUAUUCCGAGUCAUCCGAUUGGCCCGUAUUGGGCGCAUCUUGCGUCUGAUCAAAGGCGCUAAAGGGAUUCGUACCCUGCUCUUUGCCUUAAUGAUGUCCUUGCCUGCCCUGUUCAACAUCGGCCUUCUGCUCUUCCUGGUCAUGUUCAUCUUCUCCAUUUUUGGGAUGUCCAAUUUUGCAUAUGUGAAGCACGAGGCUGGUAUCGAUGACAUGUUCAACUUUGAGACAUUUGGCAACAGCAUGAUCUGCCUGUUUCAAAUCACAACCUCAGCUGGUUGGGAUGGCCUGCUGCUGCCCAUCCUAAACCGCCCCCCUGACUGCAGCCUAGAUAAGGAACACCCAGGGAGUGGCUUUAAGGGAGAUUGUGGGAACCCCUCAGUGGGCAUCUUCUUCUUUGUAAGCUACAUCAUCAUCUCUUUCCUAAUUGUCGUGAACAUGUACAUUGCCAUCAUCCUGGAGAACUUCAGUGUAGCCACAGAGGAAAGUGCAGACCCUCUGAGUGAGGAUGACUUUGAGACCUUCUAUGAGAUCUGGGAGAAGUUCGACCCCGAUGCCACCCAGUUCAUUGAGUACUGUAAGCUGGCAGACUUUGCAGAUGCCUUGGAGCAUCCUCUCCGAGUGCCCAAGCCCAAUACCAUUGAGCUCAUCGCUAUGGAUCUGCCAAUGGUGAGCGGGGAUCGCAUCCACUGCUUGGACAUCCUUUUUGCCUUCACCAAGCGGGUCCUGGGAGAUAGCGGGGAGUUGGACAUCCUGCGGCAGCAGAUGGAAGAGCGGUUCGUGGCAUCCAAUCCUUCCAAAGUGUCUUACGAGCCAAUCACAACCACGCUGCGUCGCAAGCAGGAGGAGGUAUCUGCAGUGGUCCUGCAGCGUGCCUACCGGGGACAUUUGGCAAGGCGGGGCUUCAUCUGCAAAAAGACAACUUCUAAUAAGCUGGAGAAUGGAGGCACACACCGGGAGAAAAAAGAGAGCACCCCAUCUACAGCCUCCCUCCCGUCCUAUGACAGUGUAACUAAACCUGAAAAGGAGAAACAGCAGCGGGCAGAGGAAGGAAGAAGGGAAAAAGCCAAAAGACAAAAAGAGGUCAGAGAAUCCAAGUGUUAGAGGAGAACAAAAAUUCAAUAUUAUACAGAUCUAAAACUCGCAAGUGAAAGAUUGUUUACAAACUUCCUGAAUAUUAUCAAUGCAGAACAGCUGUGGAGACUCUAACCUGAAGAUCUAUACCAAACGUCGUCCGCUUACCACGCAACACAGCUGCAUCUUGAGCAGUGACCUGCCAAGGGCAAAGGACCCCGCUCCCUAGACUUACAGAUUUUCUAAUGCUUGGGCAGGUGGUUACUGCAUGUUCCACAUCAGUCAAUGCAACUUAGGACAAAACUAACCAGAUACAGAAACAGAAGAGAGGCUGCCGGGACCAGCAUAUUUCCGUUGCAGCCAAAUGGAUUUUAUUUUUUCAUUUUAUUGAUUCUCAGAAGCAGAAAGCAUCACUUUAAAAGUUCGUUUGUUCAUGCAAACUAUAUUUGCAUUCUUACAUUAGUUAAGCUAAGCAGCAAAAAGAAAACACACACACACACACACUCACAUUUAGCCCAUGUCAUUAAAUUGUCAGUUUCUUUGACAUAAAGCGCAUCUUCUCCACAUGGGCUUCACGUGGUUUGGAGAUGGGUGGGGGAAAACAAUCAGGUUUCUUCAGGCUGAGGAGGACUUGCUCAGGCCGAUUCCAAACAUUGUGCUCGUUCAAUGCGUAGAAAUGAUUUGCAUGAUGGCAUGCCGUGAUCAGAAGUCAUGCAUGAGAUCCAUACACCACAGGACACUACUAAUCUAGUCCCUUGCAUUGGGUCAGCCUUUGGACAGGACCCAGCCCUGCACCGUUCACUGUAUUUGGAGAAAAUGGUAAGAGUUCCAUACCGGCUACAAUUCUUUAUUAUGAGUUCUUAAAAGUCCUUCAUACACCUUCUGGGUAGGGAAACAACCAACUAAUUGACUAACACCACCACCAACAAAAAACAAACCCAAUCCAACAAGCAGAUGGAUCCGUUGCGUGUAUAUGUUUAACAGACAUCUCUAACAUACAGCCAUUGUUGCACAUUUUGCAAGAUGAACUAUUUAAUGCUGCUCUGUGUCCAGUACAUGGGGGAGACUUUGAUCCCAAAUGGCUUGUACUAUUUAUGUCACUGUAAAACCAAAUCCUAGGGCUAAAAAAAAAAAUUCAUUUGUAUCUUGCAAUAUUUAUGAUGAUCGUUUAGCCUUCAUACUGGAGAACUGACACUUAUUUGGGGUAGAGAUAAAAGUGCUAUUCAAAGUAGCACCAGUUAUCUCUAGGGGUAAUUUGGGGAACUUAAAACGACCUUUCAUUGGGAGUUAUGGGGUGCUCAUUUCAUUUCGUAUCAUGUCCUCUGCAUUGUGGCUUUCUCCAGGCAUCGGUUGAUACCGCGAGGGGUUCAGAUAUUCUGAACUGACCUCUCUCUUCUGCAGAGGGGUCGUCGCGUACUCACACACUGCAUGGCUCCCCCUGCCUCCAUCACAUUUCUCCACUGAGUAGGGCUUCCCUUGCCCACAGAGGUGGGUGAGGGUAGCAGCAUUGGGGUUACGGCUGUGGUUUCUUUCAUUUAUUAUUAGAAUAAUAGUCACUGGUGGGACCUGAGGUAGAGAUGGAGCCGCCUCUGAACCAAGCCCACUUGGUUUCUUUACUGCACUGGUUUUCAUGAGAAAGCAAUUUAAUAUUAAUUCUUUAGGAUGUUCCAGCUUCCCUCAGUGCAUUCCCUUGCAGCCAGUUUUGCUAUCUGCUUAGCGACCUGCCCAUUGUCAUUGAAGUGUGGCUUCUGGGGGAGCGUCAUAUCUUCCAUUCCAUCUCCUGCUUUAGGAAAGACAGUUUUUAGUCCAGGGGUUUCUCACCUAAUGACUGGAUUUCAAAGCCAAGAUGCUGCAGUUGAAUGUGUCAGGAAGUCUAUACAAAGAGUGAAAAGAGACUUUAGCAUGUGAACCAAAUCAAAAUAAAUUCUUCCUGAACCAUACACUAGAGGGGGAAGAAGAACCAACCCAUAAUCAGACACACCGAUCUGCCUUGCAGUAGAAGCACUUUGAAGGUAAUUUCACAGUCCACCUGACUAGUUUUGCAUAGAACAAACCACAGUAAGUCGGUAAGCAGAGCUUUCUAUCUUGUUGGACCACUAGAAACUCUGUCCAGCUCUCUAAAGCCUGCUUCUGCAGCAGCAUCCGUAGAAUUUUUGUACUACACCCAAUACCAGACUGGGAAGGCCUAUCUUUCAGUGACCCUGCUAACUGCUAGGAUGAAUGUAUAGUAACAUGUACAGGCUACAUUGUAAACAGCACAAAACAGAAGCUGACAUGUGUGGUUAUUCUUUUUAAGAGAAUUAUAAAUACUGUAAUAUAUAAUUUUAUUUUAUUGGCAUGCCUUUUUGUAAAUACAAAUUAUUAACUUAUUAAAUAGGAAAUGGCUUCUGGCUUA